Messenger RNA from Perognathus longimembris pacificus (Pacific pocket mouse), 693 nucleotides. RefSeq names its product mitochondrial import inner membrane translocase subunit TIM14. The record is from RefSeq and is a predicted model, not a curated record. Gene Ontology annotation, biological process: protein import into mitochondrial matrix. Gene Ontology annotation, cellular component: PAM complex, Tim23 associated import motor. The coding region runs from base 95 to 445 and encodes 116 amino acids. Lineage: Eukaryota; Metazoa; Chordata; Mammalia; Rodentia; Heteromyidae. Gene Ontology annotation, molecular function: ATPase activator activity. The transcript has a single exon.
UCGGGGCCACCGGGCUGCGCCUGAGGUAAAGGCCGAGGCCUGGGGGCGGGCAUGAGACGCACUCCCGGUGGAGGCAGAACAGCCGCGCUGAGCCAUGGCCAGUACAGUGGUAGCAGUUGGGCUGACGAUUGCUGCUGCAGGAUUUGCAGGCCGUUAUGUUUUACAAGCCAUGAAACAUAUGGAGCCUCAAGUAAAACAAGUUUUUCAAAGCCUACCAAAAUCUGCCUUCAGCAGUGGCUAUUACAGAGGUGGAUUUGAACCCAAAAUGACAAAACGGGAAGCAGCAUUAAUACUAGGUGUAAGCCCUACUGCCAAUAAAGGAAAGAUAAGAGAUGCUCAUCGACGAAUUAUGCUCUUAAACCACCCAGACAAAGGAGGAUCUCCUUACAUAGCAGCCAAAAUCAAUGAAGCUAAAGAUUUACUAGAAGGUCAAGCUAAAAAAUGAAGUAAAUUUAUGAUGUUUUAAGUUCAUAUUAAUUUUUGAGUACCAACUUUUAAUAAUAAAUGCCUCAAAUGUAAAGUUUUAAAAAAUGAUUUAGCACAAUCAAGCUAAAUCAAACCUUUGGUAUAUUUUAUUUAACUUGAGAACAUUAAAAAUAUUAGCAUUUGGGGCUAGUUUUCAAUAAUGACAGAUGUAUACCACUUGAAUAGAAACACACUUACUUAGCAAAAAAAAAGAGUAUUUGCGGGGUG